AUUGGAUGCAGUUAGUUUGAAUUGUGAUUGUUUUGUUUUCAAAGUACAAGAUAACGAACGUUUACUGUUGAUGCAAGCUACGUGUAUAAGAAGAUUACGUUGAAAUAUUUAUCAAAAUGGAGAACUGCAGCCUACAUUGUGAUAGUGAUGCAUCGCAUUUGGAAAUACCGUUGAAUAGUGACAGAGUAAUUCACAAACGUCGAUCUUCUGUAUUUCAAAGUCGUAUAGUUGAUUUUGACCAAUGUGAAGAAAAUCAGAACUCUAUGGACAAUGAUGACAUGAAACACUAUGCAUCAAAAACAUUACAAGAAGACGAUUUCGAUUUUGAACAAUAUAUACAUAACCUUAAAAAUGAGAGAAAGCAAUGGAUAACUAUGUUGAAACAAAGGAAAUCGGAACGGAAAAGAUUGUUGAACCAGAAAUUGCGAUUAGAAAGCCAAAGGCAACCUUUUGAUCUAACUGUUUUAACAGAUUCUGAAAGAGCGUUCGUUUUGGCCCGCCCAAAUUAUCAGAAUAUUUACGAAAACAAUAAAAAGUUACGAGAAAAAACAGUAAAACUAUCAAUUCUAAACCAAAUGGUUUACAGAGUAAAUCAGAAAUUUAUUUCGAGAAUGGAGGUAGGACUUCGUAAAAUAACAGAAAAGAUUAUUGAGAAGACAAAAUCAUGACACACACCAUAUUAUUAUAGCAAACACACGCGCGCGCGCGCACACACACACACACACAGACACACGUAUAUCGCGAUUACUAUAAGAAAAUUAAAUAUUUAUAUAUAGACUUCCUAUUUUUAUAAGAGUAAAAUAAAUAUAUUUGUUCAUGUGUGACAGAAGGAACAAAAUUGUUUUGAGUUUGUACAGAAUUAAUAUAUUUUUCAUAUAUUGAUAUAGAUUUGAAUGAAUUACAGAAUAAUGUAAAAACAUUAUUUAUUUCGUAGAUAUUUGAAACAAAUAUUCUUUCUUUGAUCAAAUAAAUUUAUGGCAUUACCAUGAAACUGAUAAUGAUAUAUUUGUGUUGAAGCAAAUUUGUGUUUGUAUCUUGAUCACAUUGAAAUGAUUAAUGUUUUAAAUAAUUUAAAAUGGAACAGAGAAACCAGUAGAGUUGUCAUCUGUGCAAAUGAAAACUUUUGCGCCGAGCUGUUUUUCUCUCUUUUUGUGACAAGUAUUCUUUUCUUGAUGUACUACUGUGUAAUUCAAGUAUAUGAUUUAUUUUUCUGACUAUCUCCUCGCCAGUUAUCGAAUCUGCCUCGAAUUCGUGAUUUUUGAAUUGUCCAGAUGACACUAUUCAAAGAUAUUUACUUGUUAAUAAAGUUCAAUUAUCAAA
Messenger RNA from Megalopta genalis, 1320 nucleotides. RefSeq lists its product as uncharacterized. Lineage: Eukaryota; Metazoa; Arthropoda; Insecta; Hymenoptera; Halictidae. The record is from RefSeq and is a predicted model, not a curated record.